Seminavis robusta is the source of this 393-nucleotide messenger RNA. The record is from the annotation of a GenBank genome assembly. NCBI's taxonomy places the organism in Eukaryota, Bacillariophyta, Bacillariophyceae, Naviculales, Naviculaceae.
AUGUCCUCACCGAAAUCGGACAAGAGAGACAAGGCUGCUUUGGAAGCACUUGCCAAUGUGGCACCAACCCCUGCUCCCGCGGUGAAGAAAAUCACUGAACGCGGCAGCGAAGACGAUUGGGAAAAAUAUGACAUCCCUACCAGUACUACCGUGGACCCCACAGCGACGUCUGAGACCACUGAAGGCACUACGAAGCAGAAAAAGACAGCAGCAAGGAAGGGGAAAAAGGCAAAAGGAAAAGACAAACGAGGAUGUUGUCGCAAAUUGGAAGAGGAUGAAAAUCUUUUUUCUCUGUGCAUUGGAGCACUCUUUUGUGGAUACUGUUGGGCCACUGCUGCCCAAGCCUCGUCCAAGGGGGGAGAUGAGUGCUGUGAUUGUUGUGACUUUUUCUAG